AUGAAAUCGGACAACGAUUACGGCUUCCUGUGUCCUCCGAGCAAGGAGGAACAGGAACAAGAACCAGUCUACCGCGCACCCUCUUAUUACAAUCCUCUUCACACCUUUCAUCUUCCCGCCGGCCAAGGACGGCACUACAAGCAGCAAUAUGGCGACAUGUACUUUUUACGACUGGCCAAGUUGAAGCCCAGUGUGGAACAAGUUGCGACGGACGCUUGGGAUGGACUUAUUAUUGCCGGAGAGAAGGUUCGACGCGUCGAUCGAGUGCUCGAUGUGCGACAGGGCGAGCUCUGCUGGGUGGCCGGUACAGUGUACAUGGAUUUGCCAAUGAAGCCGAACAUUCUGGACGAUCUUACGAAAGAGAACUUCACCUCUGCGCCCCCUCCCCGCCGCACCUACACCGACCCUCUCGAUCCCUCUUUGACCCAGAUUAUGUUGGAGGAUGAGUCGGGUCGGCUAAGACUUACUGGAAACUUCCUACGGACGACACAGCUGGCGACAGGUGCCAUUAUUGCCGUUUUGGGUACCGAGAAUGCCAAUGGAGACUUUGAAGUCAUUGAUAUCAAGCUGCCCGACCUGGCACCGCAGCCUCAGCGAUGGGAGGGCACCUCACAAAGCGGGCCAGGCACCGAAAAGCAAAGCGGCAAGAUCGCAUUCAUCAGUGGAUUGGGCAUCACAGGAACAUCGAGCGACACACUUACCUUAGAGCUAUUGACGGAUUACCUUCUGGGCUACACCGGUUUCUCGGGUCACGACGAAAACAGUCCCUCGACAAGUUCCUCAAAAAUAACGCGCUUGAUUAUUGCCGGCAAUUCACUUGGAGCCAGCGUGACUACUGAAGCCGCAUCAGCUGGGUCUGACAAGGCAGCUAUUGCAAAAAAGGCCAUGCCAAAAAAGUACGGUUAUGACGCCUCCGCAUACAACGCGUCACCUAUCACACAGCUAGAUAACUUCCUAGCGGAGAUCUUGCCUAGCAUUCCGGUGACACUCAUGCCGGGUGAUAAGGAUCCUGCCAAUUUCUCUCUCCCUCAGCAGGGAAUCCAUCGCGCUAUGUUCCCCCAGGCUAGGGCGUACUCUGCGCCUCCACCCCGUGGUGAGGACAAGCCUGAAGCAGGCUGGUUUGACAGCGUCACCAACCCCUGGGAGGGAGAUGUUGAGGGAUGGCGAGUGUGGGGGUGUAGUGGGCAGAACGUUGACGAUGUACUCCGAUACCUCAACUUCGAGAGCACUGAGAUCAGCCUCGAAGGUGAGACAGAUGAUUCUGAGUCCCGGGUCCGAGUCAUGGAAGCCAUGCUUCGCUGGCGAUGCGGCGUUCCGACUGCGCCUGACACAAUCUGGUCAUAUCCAUUCCAGACGGAUGAUCCAUUCGUUCUGCAAACCUGCCCGCACAUUUUCUUCGCUGGUAAUCAGCCACAAUUCAGGACUGCCACGAUUCAAGGCGACGUCCCGCUCCGUUUAGACGGUGACACUGAUAUGAUGGAUGCCAAUGAUAAUUCUAAUGGCUCCCGUGUGCGACUGCUUGCUAUUCCCAAAUUCAGCGAGACGGGCGAGUUGAUACUAGUUGACACUGAGACAUUGGAGGUCGAGGUGAUCAAGUUCGGGGUUUUCAAGGGACACGAAGAACAAAAGUGA
Penicillium canescens is the source of this 1632-nucleotide messenger RNA. Its product is annotated as DNA-directed DNA polymerase delta subunit POL31. Gene Ontology annotation, biological process: DNA strand elongation involved in DNA replication; DNA replication. Gene Ontology annotation, molecular function: DNA binding. The record is from RefSeq and is a predicted model, not a curated record. Gene Ontology annotation, cellular component: delta DNA polymerase complex. Bases 1 to 1632 code for a protein of 543 amino acids. Lineage: Eukaryota; Fungi; Ascomycota; Eurotiomycetes; Eurotiales; Aspergillaceae. The transcript is spliced from 5 exons.